CCGGUGCAAGGCAGCAGCAGUAGAUCACCUUUCUGGUUGCCAAUAACCAACGCCGAUGGAAUAUCUUGCUUAAUUUGCUGACCGUUUAAUAUUCCUAGACUAUCAAAGGCUAGCAGGGUGACUUUCCAUGAACAAAACAUUUGCUGUGUGGUAGCAUCCUGGUGUGGGUCGUCUUCAUAUCACUCAAUGCCCGCAGCAAAGUUGUGGCUGAGAAGAGCAAGAUGCUCUUUUUAACAGAGUUGCUUAAUGUACCUUGACCAUGUACUUUAUCUUGAAGGGAUUGGACUCCUUGAUGCUGCCCUGACCUGUCCUAAACUCUGACGCCUCAUUGCCUCGUUUUAAAACCCCCAGCCCUUCCUGUGACGUUUCCCUUUGGAUCAAAGCCUAUUGUACGUGGAUAUAUCUAGCUUGUCAGGUAUCUUCAGCGGAAAUAGCUCAAGAAAAUCCUUUGUAUGCUUUAAUAUUGUAUAUUGGAAGCAUUUACGAGAUGGCUUCCAACAGCAACGAUACGUCUGAUCCUCCCUCAUCAUUCUUUCAAAAGCUCGGGGCAUUUCUUGGCUUGUUCAGCAAACCCCAGCCUCCUCUGCCAGACUACCCUCAUGCUCCUGGCAACAGCGCCCGGGAAGAGCAGACAGACAUCACCGAGGAUAUUCAGAAGCUUGGCUUCAAGGAUAUUGAGACACUUCUUCUCUACCUCAAUUCUUCAUUGAAAGGUGUCAACGAUGACAAGCAGCUGCUCCUGGAGCGAUUAAUCCAGCUGCUGUCCAAGCUGCCUCCAACCUCCACAAAUGGCAAGAAGGUGACGGAUGGGCUUAUCACAGGACUCUGGGAAAGCCUGGAUCAUCCACCUGUGUCGAGCCUCGGUGAAAAAUACCGAUUCCGUGAGGCCGAUGGCUCAAACAACAACAUCCAUAAGCCAACGCUGGGAGUUGCGGGUAGCCACUAUGCAAGAUCAGCCAAGCCCAUGGUCUACCAAAACCCCAACCCACCAGAACCCGAAACCAUCUUCGAUACGUUGAUGGCGAGGGAUCCGACCAAGUUCAGGCCACAUCCGAACCAGAUCUCUAGCGUGCUCUUUUACUUUGCAACAAUCAUUACCCACGACAUUUUCCAGACUUCAUCAAGAGAUCCUUCCGUAAACUUGACUUCAUCCUACCUUGAUCUCUCUCCGCUCUAUGGAAGGAAUCUCGAAGAGCAAUUGUCCGUGAGGACUAUGAAGGACGGACUAUUAAAGUCUGAUACUUUCUGUUCGAAGCGAGUCCACGGGUUUCCUCCUGGUGUUGGCGUCCUUUUGAUCAUGUUCAAUCGAUUCCACAACUAUGUUGUCACCUCACUCGCAAAGAUCAACGAAGGCAACCGUUUCAAGAAGCCUGCAGCAGAUGACACUGCCGCUGGGGAAAAGUAUGACAACGACUUGUUCCAGACUGGGCGGCUCAUCACCUGCGGUCUGUACGUCAACAUCAUUCUGGUUGACUACGUCCGCACGAUCCUCAACCUGAACCGAGUGGACAGCAGCUGGAUCCUCGACCCGCGCACCGAUGAGGGCAAGAGUCUGCUCAGCAAACCAACCCCCGAGGCGGUAGGAAACCAGGUCUCGGUAGAGUUCAACCUGAUCUACAGGUGGCACUGCGGCAUGUCGCAGCGCGACGACAAGUGGACGACUGAUAUGUUGACCGAGGCGCUUGGUGGCAAGGAUCCGGCCACGGCAACUCUACCCGAAUUCUUUGGGGCGCUCGGUAGGUUCGAGUCUUCAUUUCCAAACGAGCCGGAGAAGCGCACCUUGGCUGGUUUGCAGCGUCAGGAAGACGGAACCUUUGAAGACGAGGGACUCAUCAAGAUCAUGCAAGAGUCCAUUGAGGAGGUUGCCGGCGCCUUUGGACCAAACCAUGUCCCGGCCUGCAUGCGAGCCAUUGAGAUUCUCGGCAUGAACCAAGCUCGGUCUUGGAACGUCGCCACGCUGAACGAGUUCCGAGAAUUUAUCGGACUCAAGCGCUAUGACACAUUCGAAGACAUCAAUCCGGACCCCAAGGUUGCCAACCUGCUGGCCGAGCUCUAUGGGUCUCCUGAUGCUGUUGAGUUGUACCCCGGCAUCAACGCCGAAGCUCCAAAGCCAGUCAUUGUUCCUGGGAGUGGGUUGUGCCCACCGGCGACGACAGGAAGGGCAAUCCUGUCCGAUGCAGUGACUCUGGUCCGCGGGGACCGCUUCUUCACUGUUGACUACACCCCGAGAAACCUCACCAACUUUGGGUACCAAGAAGCCGCCACCGACAAGAACGUCGACAACGGCAACGUCAUCUACAAGCUCUUCUUCCGUGCCUUUCCCAACCACUACGCCCAGAACAGCAUCUACGCCCACUUCCCCUUUGUGAUACCCUCCGAGAACAAAAAGAUCAUGGAGAGCCUGGGCCUCUCUGACAAGUACUCGUGGCAGCCGCCGCAACGCAAGCCCGCGACGCAGAUGAUCCGCUCACACGCGGCCGCCGUCAAGAUUCUCAACAACCAACAAGACUUCAAGGUGAUCUGGGGCGAGAGCAUAGGGUUCUUGAGCAAGUUCCCGCCCGGAGCCAACCCGGGCUCGGGCUUCGCACUCGCCGGCGACGGGCCCGCAAACCAGCAGAGCAGAGACCAGUUCAUCAAGUGCAUCUUCUCGCCCGAGGCGUGGGAAGACGAGGCGAGGCGGUUCUGCGAGGCCACGACCUGGGAUCUCCUCCGGCGCUACUCGGCCAAGGUGCAGGACAAGGGACCGCAUCUCAAGGUGCACACCCACGAGGUCGAUGUGAUUCGCGACGUCAUCAGCCUCGCCAACGCCCGCUUCUUCGCCGCUAUGUACUCGCUCCCUCUCAAGAUUGAGGGUAAAGAGGGCGGCGUCUACAGCGACCAUGAUAUGUACCGCGCACUGGUGCUGAUGUUCUCGGCCAUCUUCUGGGACAACGACGUUAGCAAGUCUUUCAAGCUCCGCCAGGAUGCGCGUGCCGCGUCCCAAAAGCUUGGUGCUUUCGUUGAGAGGCAUAUUGAGGAGAUGGGCUCGUUCUUUCACGGUUUCAAGCACACUCAUGCAGCCGUCAAUGGAAAGACAAACGGUCAUGCUAAUGAAGGCGCAAAUGGCCACGCCAACGGCAACGGUAUACACCAGAACGGUGACUCAGUGCUACCCACGCCGAUGUUAAAGAGCUAUGGCGACCUUAUGCUUCGCCGGAUGGUCGAGGCUUAUGGGGAGGGCAAGUCGGUCAAAGAGGCCGUCUUUGGUCAGAUCAUGCCCUCCAUCGGUGCCGGCACGGCCAACCAAACACAGAUCAUGGCGCAGUGUCUGGACUACUACAUGUCGGAUGACGGCGCAGAGCACCUCCCUGAGAUGAAGCGUCUCGCCAACCUGGACACACCCGAAGCUUUCAACACUUUGAUGAAGUAUCUCUUUGAAGGCGCUCGCAUACGCAACACAACUGCCAUCCCGCGCCUCGUAGCCACGGACCAAACAGUCCAAGACGACAUUCCCUGUUUGCCAGACCCUAGAGACCCGACCUUCCUCCGCCCCAUCCCAAACCCCCAGCAAGCCGAGACGACAAGGACGGUGAAGAUGUCCAGGGGCUCGAUCGUUCUGGUGGACCUGACGGUGGCCGCGCACGACGCGACCGCAUUCCCGGACCCGGAGAAGGUCAGACUCGACCGGGACCUGGACUCGUACACGUUCUUCGGCCUGGGCCCGCACAGGUGCGCCGGCGAGAACAUGGUGCGCAUCACCAUGACCGCCGUCUUCAGGGUGCUGCUGCAGCUCGACGGCCUGCGGAGGGCGGAGGGCGGCCGGGGCGUGUCCAAGUCGCUUCCUGCGAGCCAGUGGAACGGCCAGGUGGGCAGGGCGGCGGGGGAGAAGCCGCAGUGGUCGGGGCUCAGGACCUACGUCAACGAUGACGAGAGCGCCUUUUCGCAGACGCCGAUGAGCAUGAAGAUAAGAUGGGAUGAUUGAAAGAAAAAAAACGUAUUGUUUUGUAGGAUCCCGAAAAGACAUAAUGGUUGUCGACGCACUGUCUGGCUUGCUUCUCUCUCGAAUUGUUCACUUGACACUUUAGAUGCUUAAGAAUUUUGGAUGUUCCCUUUAUAUUCGUUUCACGGUUAACUAACUUCUAAACCCCAUACUCGAAAUUCUCGCGAAAUGUUUUACAAAUCCGAAUUGGAAAUUCAUACUGAC
Pyricularia grisea is the source of this 4183-nucleotide messenger RNA. RefSeq lists its product as uncharacterized. Gene Ontology annotation, molecular function: iron ion binding; oxidoreductase activity, acting on paired donors, with incorporation or reduction of molecular oxygen; peroxidase activity. Bases 488 to 3961 code for a protein of 1157 amino acids. The record is from RefSeq and is a predicted model, not a curated record. Lineage: Eukaryota; Fungi; Ascomycota; Sordariomycetes; Magnaporthales; Pyriculariaceae. Gene Ontology annotation, biological process: response to oxidative stress. The transcript is spliced from 5 exons.